AUGGACUUGUCCACAAAUGAGAAACUACUAUUCGAGCUCGGAGUCAAGUGUCCCAAUAUAUUGCCGAAUAUUCGCUGUACAUUUUUAUCUAACGCAUAUAGGGUUUCCGAACUAUCCUCGGAAGAAAAAAUCACUUAUCAUACAAUCAAGUCUUCUGGAAACAAAGGUACCGACUAUGAUGUUUUUGUAGGAAUUUGGAUCAAAGACCUCAAGAUGAAGACGAAUCUGCAUCAGAACGUAUUAACAAAGAUCCUAAAGGCUUUAGAGUCAAAAAAGCUUGUAAAGUCCAUCAAGUCGAUUAAGUCUGUUCCCAAGGAUCCCUCUGUGGUUUUCCCCUCUAAUUAUGAUGGAUAUGCAUCUUUGGAUGAAAUCCAUUUGUUUAUUAGCAAUUCUGGAAUAUCUAACAUUGAAUUGUCGAUUGAGGAUAUCUCAAACAUUCUAGAUACCCUAAUUUAUUCAGGAAGGAUUGAAAAAACCAUUGGAAGCACCUCUGAGGAUGGAGAUAUCGAUUACUUGUACAAAGUUCUAAGGCCGUUUUCUCUGGAAAAUCCUCUGUCCAAGUUGCCUUGCUUUUCGUGUCCGGUAUACAAUCAACUAUUGAUUCGCCAUUUUACAAUUUAG
Mitosporidium daphniae is the source of this 621-nucleotide messenger RNA. RefSeq lists its product as uncharacterized. The record is from RefSeq and is a predicted model, not a curated record. Gene Ontology annotation, cellular component: RNA polymerase III complex. NCBI's taxonomy places the organism in Eukaryota, Fungi, Microsporidia. Gene Ontology annotation, biological process: transcription by RNA polymerase III. The coding region runs from base 1 to 621 and encodes 206 amino acids. The transcript has 3 exons.